AUUUUAACUGAUAAUCAAAUGGUGUUCUAUUUCCAAACCUACUACUUUGAUGGCAUAAGCUGGAUGAAACGGAUGUAUUUCCAGAAAAAGGUCGAGUCUGUUUGUUGUGGUGACAGUUUCUUCGUAGUGCUUACUGAAGACAAAAAGAUAUACACUUGGGGAAGAAAUCAUCAUGGUCAAUUAGGUGUUUCUACGUGCAGGGACGAAUUUAUAAGCGAUCUACUUGAAGUUAAAAAUAAAAACAUUUGCAUAACAAGAAUAGCCUGUGGCUAUACACAUGUACUCGCAUUAUCUACAGAAGGAAAUAUUUUCGUCUGGGGUGGAAAUUCUUGUGGACAAUUGGGUUGUAAUUCUAGAAAUGACAUCCAUGAUCCUCAAAUGAUUAUGAUAACGCCUAAACCAAUGAAAAUGUUGGAUAUUGCUGCCAUGAAAAAUAUGAGUUGUGCCAUAAGCGAAGAAAAACUUAUUUAUGUGUGGGGCAGUUGUUUCGAUCAACAAAUUCAGACACCUGUUGCCUGUGAAUACACGACUCUAUUUGACAUGUGUAACGCGAUGUCUGCCAGAUCGCCAACUACUGUGAAAAACUUUGAACAAAACGAGAAAUCCACAAUAUUGAAUGAUAUCGCAAACUCAUUUAAUGAUCCU
Atta colombica is the source of this 645-nucleotide messenger RNA. RefSeq names its product RCC1 and BTB domain-containing protein 1-like. The transcript is spliced from 4 exons. The annotation marks the transcript as partial. Lineage: Eukaryota; Metazoa; Arthropoda; Insecta; Hymenoptera; Formicidae. The record is from RefSeq and is a predicted model, not a curated record.